Molecule: messenger RNA, 994 nt
Organism: Humulus lupulus (European hop)
Lineage: Eukaryota; Viridiplantae; Streptophyta; Magnoliopsida; Rosales; Cannabaceae
Exons: 8
Coding region: 233-817 (194 amino acids)
Biological process (GO): endoplasmic reticulum to Golgi vesicle-mediated transport
Cellular component (GO): TRAPPI protein complex; TRAPPII protein complex; TRAPPIII protein complex
Source: RefSeq, a predicted model, not a curated record
AAUAGCAAGAUUAACGAAAGAUAAAUAUAGUUAAACGAAUGGAAACGAAGGCUAUAUUGGGCAAAACUCAAGGACUGGCUACAACUAGAAGAGAAUAACUUCAUCACGCAGCACAAGACGUUUAAACAAUUGGCUUCCUUUUCGAUCCGCACCAGCACCACCGCGAUCAAAGUUCCACCUUUGGGAAGGAGAAGAAAAUUUUGGUUAAAGAAGGAAGAGGAGGUGGGAAACCAUGAUCGGGGUCGGGAAGGCCAAGCAGUACUCGAAUGUUCUUGACAAGCCCCUCAGCAAGGGAAAACAAGAGGUCAGCUUGAGUGCUUUUGCGUUCUUGUUUUCAGAGCUUGUGCAGUACAAUCAGACUCAAGUUGACAACAUUGCUGAGUUAGAACGGAGGCUGGAGGAUGCAGGCUAUUCUGUUGGUGCUCGAGUUCUAGAGCUCCUUUGCCAUAGAGAUAAGGGAAACAGAAGGGAGACACGUUUGUUGGGUAUUCUAUCUUUUGUUCACAGCACAGUAUGGAAGGUGUUAUUUGGGAAGGUUGCCGAUUCACUUGAGAAAGGCACUGAGCAUGAAGAUGAGUACAUGAUUAGUGAGAAGGAGCUCCUCGUGAACAGAUUUAUUUCUAUUCCAAAAGACAUGGGCACAUUUAAUUGUGGGGCAUUUGUUGCUGGAAUUGUAAGGGGUGUUUUGGAUAGUGCUGGUUUUCCAGCUGUGGUGACAGCUCAUUUUGUACCUAUAGAGGGUCAGCAGCGACCUCGUACAACCAUUUUAAUAAAAUUUGCUGAAGAGGUACUAAGAAGAGAAGCAAGGUUAGGUUGAGUGUGUUGAAGAUUAUCAUUGUCUUUAUAUGCCAGUAGUUGUUUUCAUGGCAAAAAAGGAUGUUGAAUGUUUAUUUUUAGCUAGUGAUUAUCAAAAGCUAAUUGGGUUUUUCUUGUCAAUCAUGUAUUGAUCAUAUUUUAUGACAAAUUCAAAUAUCAAAAUUUAUUUACUUUACUA